Messenger RNA from Dovyalis caffra, 1071 nucleotides. The record is from the annotation of a GenBank genome assembly. NCBI's taxonomy places the organism in Eukaryota, Viridiplantae, Streptophyta, Magnoliopsida, Malpighiales, Salicaceae.
AUGGAUAGAGAAAAGAAACAUACGCCUCUAUAUUUUGAUCUGAAUACGGGUGCUAAGAUCCCAUCUGUUGGCCUAGGGACAUGGAAAGCACCACCAGGUGUCGUCGGCGAAGCUGUCAAAUCUUCUAUCAAGGCCGGCUACAGGCAUAUUGACUGUGCUAAAGUCUACGGUAACGAAAAAGAGAUAGGGGUAGCAUUGAAGGAAAUGUUUUGCACUGGAGUAGUGCAACGCAGUGAGAUGUUCAUCACAUCUAAGCUCUGGUGCAGCGACCAAGCUCCAGAAGAUGUAUCAAGGGCACUGAGCAAGAGUUUAGAAGAUCUGCAACUUGAUUAUAUUGAUCUAUAUCUUAUUCAUUGGCCAUUUCGGACGAAACCAGGUUCAAGUGGAUGGGACCCUGAAGUCAUGGCACCUUUAUGCCUUGAAGAGACAUGGACUGCUAUGGAGGGCUUAUAUGCAUCAGGUCAGGCACGAGCGAUUGGUGUCAGCAACUUCUCAACUAAAAAGUUGCAAGACCUCGUUGCAUAUGCUAAAGUGCCACCUGCAGUUAAUCAGGUCGAAUGCCACCCUGUCUGGCAGCAGCCUGCACUUCACAACUUCUGCAAAUCAACUGGAAUUCAUCUCUCGGCAUAUGCCCCUCUGGGUUCUCCAGGAUCUUGGAUUAAAGGUGAAAUCUUAAAGGAACCGGUGCUGGUUGAAAUUGCUGAAAAGCUUAACAAAUCGCCUGCACAAGUAGCUCUCCGCUGGGGUAUUCAGAGUGGUCACAGUGUUCUUCCAAAGAGUGUAAACGAAUCAAGGAUCAGGGAAAACUUAAGCUUAUUUGAUUGGCAUAUCCCUCCAGAGCUCUUCUCAAAAUUCACAGAAAUCCACCAGCAAAGGCUCCUCCGAGGGGAUUUUGCAGUUCACGAAACUAACAGUCCUUACAAAAGUCUUGAAGAAUUGUGGGAUGGCUUCAAAGUUGCCCGACAAGUUCUAGACCCGACAGCAAGGAAGCGGCGGGUUGUUAAAGACAAGAAGAAGACAUUAAAACUUUUACAACUUACAUUACAUGACAUGAAAACAUGGAGAUCCUAA